UCCUGUCCCGAAUCCAGUCACGUGGUUGACACCCAUUUUCUCGUUGUUAAGUAGGAGUAGUUUCUAGUCUUCCACUCGGUAACUAGACUGGUGAAGCAUGAACUGUCUAACUACCAAUACAUAUAGCCUCCGAGCUUGUAGCUUGGUGGUUGAUUGCCAGUGGCACGCUCCGACUUGUCCGGAUUUUAGUUAUUUUUUGCUUUAAAAAUCUAUAAAGAGAGUUUUUAAAGUAGUUAUUUUUAGUUUUAGAAAUUUAUUAAGAUAGAGCUAUAAGUACAUGAAGAGUAUUUAGAUAAGUUAUUUUAUUUCUAUUUUAAUUUGAAAAUAUAGAUUUAAAUUAUUUUAUUUCAAUCUAUAAAUACAAAAUUUAAGAUAGAACUAGAGCUAGAUCUCUACCUAACAUAAUAUAAUAAAUAAUCACCGUCUAGCAAGCUUGUGAAUAUCAAGGCAGCAACAGUUGUCGCGUGCUUGUUUGGAGAUGAGGGCAGCGAUAAGCAGGAGAGUGGCGCUAUUCACGGCGGCUGUGGCUGCAUCGGUGCUGCUGCGGCCGCAGCUGUUGAGCGCAGCGGCGACGGUGGCACCUGCCGAGGAGGCAGCGUCGCCCGGCUGCACCAGGAGCUGCGGCAACAUCAGCAUCCCGUACCCGUUCGGCGUGGAGCCCGGCUGCUACAUCGAGGCCGGCUUCAACCUCACCUGCGACCGCUCCCACCGCCCGCCCAGGCUGUUCCUCGGCGACGGCACCGUGCAGGUGUUCGGGAUCUCGGUUCCCAACGGCACGGUGCGCGUCAACGGCAGCUUCCUGGAAUUCCCUAGCGAUCCUGGCACUCGUAGCGCGCGCAUCGGCACAUGGAGCGGCGCUCUCGGGGAGGGCGGGCCGUACACUCUGGCGUCGGAGAGGAACAGACUGCUGGCGUUCGGGUGCGACGUCCUGGUCAUCCUCGUGGGAGAUGACAACCAGACCGUAGCCACCUGCUCGGCUUUCUGCAACCAGAUCAAGGGUGCCACGAUCGAUUCUACCGACGACUGCUCCGGCGUCGGCUGCUGCCAGGCGAAGAUCUUGCUGGGACGCAGCUCCUACGGGUUCCAGGCUUUCCUGAUGAACGGGAAGACAGCCUUCGAUGCGGGCGCCGGGGCGUGCAUAGCGGAGUCCGAGUUCAGCACUGACCCCAAGCUGCUUGCAAUUGCAAACCCUGCGUGGACGUUCCCUGCGGUGCUCGAGUGGAGGAUCAACCGCACGACGUGCCACGGCAACGCGUCCUCGCUCGCGUGCCGCAGCAGCCACAGCUUCUGCAAGAACAGCACGCUGCUUGGCGUUGACCAACAGGGGCAUCUCUGCCACUGUGCUCAGGGCUACCAAGGCAACCCUUACAUUCCCAAUGGAUGCUAUGAUGUCAACGAAUGCGACUUUCCGGAGACGUACCCGUGUUAUGGCGUCUGCAACAACACAGAAGGAGGGUACCGGUGCAACUGUCUUGCAGGCUUCGAGGGGAAUGCUUCUGUACCAAAUGGAUGCAAAGACAUUGACGAGUGCGCGCAUCCGGAUCUCUACCCAUGCCACGGGAUUUGCACAAAUAGGUUUGGAACUUACGAUUGCCGAUGUAAUAAUGGAGCCUAUGGGGAUCCCUUCACAAAAGAGGGCUGCAACGUAUUCAAGAGCUUCUCAGUUAUGAGUAUCGGGCUAGGUAUUGGCGGUGGCACAGGUCUCUUGCUCUUGGCUCUUGCUGCUCCCUUCAUAAUGCGUAAAAUCAAGCAUCAAAAGAUUAACAAGAUGAAAGAAAGAUUUUUCAAGCAAAAUCAUGGACUGCUACUCCAACAAUUGAUAUCACAAAAGUCAGAUAUUGGUGGAAGAAUGAUCAUUACCUUAGGGGAGCUAGAGAAGGCCACAAACAAUUUUGAUGCAUCUCAUGAAGUUGGAGGUGGAGGGCAUGGUGUUGUGUAUAAAGGACUUUUAGACCUACAAGUUGUGGCCAUCAAGAAAUCAAAGAUUGUAGUACAAAGAGAAAUUGAUGACUUCAUAAAUGAGGUUGCAAUUCUUUCCCAAAUCAACCAUAGGAAUGUUGUCAAGCUCCUUGGAUGUUGUCUUGAGACAGAAGUUCCAAUACUGGUUUAUGAGUUUAUAUCAAAUGGUACUCUUGCUCAUCAUCUUCAUGUCGAAGGACCGAUAUCACUAUCAUGGGAUGAGCGACUGAGGAUUGCUCUCGAAAUUUCAAAAGCUCUAGCCUAUCUACAUUCAGCUACUUCAACACCAAUACUCCAUAGAGAUAUCAAGUCAUCUAACAUACUUCUUGAUGAUAAUUUAACAGCAAAGGUAUCAGACUUUGGAGCUUCAAAGUAUAUCCCGAUCGAUCAAACUGGAGUGUCUACAGCUGUCCAAGGUACCAUUGGCUAUUUAGAUCCCAUGUAUUAUUAUACAGGCCGUCUAACAGACAAGAGCGAUGUUUUCAGUUUUGGUGUUCUUCUUUUAGAAUUGCUUACUAGAAAGAAACCAUUUGUCUUCCGAACUGAGGAUGGUGACAGUCUUGUUUCACAUUUUGCAUCACUAUUCGCUGAUGGUAGCCUAGUUGACAUAAUGGAUCCUCAAAUCAUGGAAGAGGAGGAUGAACAAGUCAAUGAAGUUGCCGCACUGGCGGUGAAGUGUACAAAAUUGAAUGGAGAAGAACGGCCUACAAUGAGAGAAGUUGAGAUUUCACUCGAAAACUUGAGAGUUACAAAGAAACAUGUUCAUCAUAAUACUGCUUCAUGGAGGAAAUAUGAUAGGGAUCAAACUGCAUCUGAUUACAUGUCAUUUGAAGGACUUGCUGUAGAAGCAAGCACACAAUACACUAUGGAAGAUGAAAUAUUGUUGUCAGCUAGGAAUCCUUGAUGAGAUCCUGCUCUGGCCCGAACAACAAUGCUUUUAGUAUUCAUUAAUAAUGCAUAUCAAAUUAGCAAGCCAACAAACAAUUGUAGUUCUUGUUCUGAUCUAAGUAUUCUGGAAAUAUUUUGCUCUUAUGUUCCAUAGAUUUUCAUUCACAGGAAAAUCGUAAGCUAUAAGCCUAUAAGUACUUGUGCUUUGAUGUUUGUUGGUUGAAUGUAAUCCGUUCUUUAGUGUAUACAAGUGACCAAAGUUGCUGCUAACCCUUGCAUAGAUGUAAUUGGUAUAGCUAUCUGCUUCUCAGGCUGGUGACAAGAGUUCAAUUCCUACCGACCAUUAGUUGGCUAGAUUAUUUGUAGGGAUUUUGUAAUGUGAUUUGUAAGGUUUUCUUAAUUUGA
Molecule: messenger RNA, 3252 nt
Organism: Phragmites australis (common reed)
Lineage: Eukaryota; Viridiplantae; Streptophyta; Magnoliopsida; Poales; Poaceae
Product: wall-associated receptor kinase 3-like
Exons: 4
Coding region: 479-2863 (794 amino acids)
Biological process (GO): cell surface receptor signaling pathway; protein phosphorylation
Cellular component (GO): plasma membrane
Molecular function (GO): protein serine/threonine kinase activity; ATP binding; polysaccharide binding
Source: RefSeq, a predicted model, not a curated record